UUAUAGUACAUUUUUGCCACCGACGCAUGUUAAAAAAGUUCAGUUAAAUUUUUGUAUAAAGGUGGCCUGCUGAAAGCCAGAAGCGCGAGAGACGGUUAAUUUCAGUCGACGCCAAAACUCGGAAAUGCCUAUCAAAACCCAUGCAUAAAAACACGGCGGUUAAUUUCAUUAUACGGCAGUUUUCUUCUCUUCAAAAGCUCCCUGUUGAACAAUGCGUUCGAUGACUGAAACCUCAAUAAAAAUCCGGUCAUGGAAGCUUGUAGCUUGGAAUAAAGUAAAUUGCGAAACAGGUGGACAAGUGAAUAUUGGCAAGAACACAGCCUUAUUGUGAUGACUUAUCGUAUUUAUUUCAAAGAGAUGGAUUAGCAGGUUAUGCAUAAAUCUAGAAGGCAGAUUUCGAGGCACAUGUAGUCCUUAAGAGCCAGUGAAAAGAGCCAUUGACGCUGACCCUUACAAAACGGGAAGAACAGCACUGCCAGAAGCCAGUUUCUGCCUCGAGCGUGAGGGAGGUUCGCUCCCACCUCAAUACCACCUUUGGGCGGUGAGAAGAUGGUCAGCGGCAGGAAGAUCCCUCCGUGGCGACUGAGUCAGGUGUUACGAUCCUGGGCCGGCCGGCGACCAAAGGUCGUCCCUGGGUCGGAGGACGGCUCUGACUCCUUCCUGGAAAAGUUCACCCACACGGUGGCCGAUGGGGAUGUGUACGGCACAGAGACUGGUGAUGACAAGCACACCUUCUGCUUCGGCCUGAUCCCCGGCUACUUCACAGUGGACACGUCCAAGUCCUUCCACUACUGGUGGCUGCUAGUGAUGACUCUGACGGUGCUAUACAACCUGACGCUGAUCGUGGGACGCACCGUGUUCUGGGAGCUGCAGACGGUCGCCGGCGGAGUGUGGUUCACGCUCGACUACCUCUGCGACGCAAUUUACAUCGCUGACAUGGUUAUCAAGGCGCAUGAGUGUUACCUGGAGCAGGGUCUGCUGGUGCGGGACCCGGUGAAGCUGCGCCACAACUACACCCGCUCGCCGGGAUUUGUCCUGGACGUGCUGUCGAUCCUGCCCACCGACCUGCUGUACCUCUACCUGGGCACCGAGUGCAGCUUCAGCAUGCCCUGUCCGUUCGUGGUGCGCAUCAACCGCGUGCUGCGCUACCCACGUAUGACACAGUUCUUCGAGCGAACCGAGACGCGCACCAGCUUCCCCAACGCCUUCCGCAUCAGCAAGGUGGUGCUGUACAUCCUGGUGCUGAUCCACUGGAACGCUUGUCUGUACUUCGCGCUGAGCUAUGCCAUCGGCUUUGGCACGGAUCAGUGGGUGUACCGCAACAUCACGCCUGGAGUGAACGGUACGCUGUCGCAUCAGUAUAUCUACAGCUUCUACUGGUCUACGCUGACGCUGACCACCAUCGGCGAGACGCCGCAGCCUGUGGAAGAUGUCGAGUUUGUGUUCGUGACGCUGGAUUUUCUCGCAGGCGUGCUCAUCUUCGCCACUGUGGUCGGUAACGUCGGGUCGAUGAUCACAAACAUGAACAGAGCUCGCGCCGAGUUUCAGAGCCGCAUGGACAGCGUCAAACAGUACAUGGAGUUCCGCAAGGUCGGAAAAGCGCUGGAGAGACGAGUCAUCGAAUGGUUCGAGUACCUCUGGUCCAACAAGCAGUCCCUCGACGAGCAGAGUAUUCUGAAGACGCUGCCUGACAAGCUGAAGGCGGAGAUUGCCAUUCAUGUCCACCUCGAGGCGCUGCGCCAGGUGCGACUGUUCCAGGACUGCGAGCCCGGCCUGCUUGUCGAGCUGGUGCUCCGACUGAGGCUCCAGGUGUUCGGGCCGGCCGACUACAUCUGCCGCAAAGGCGACGUCGGGAAGGAGAUGUACAUCAUCAAACGAGGGCAGGUAGUGGUUGUUUCAGAUGACGGGAAGACCGUGUUUGCCACGCUCCAUGCAGGUUGUGUGUUUGGGGAGAUCAGUAUCAUGAAUAUCCCCGGAAACAAGAUCGGGAACCGGCGAACGGCGAACGUGCGCAGUGUGGGCUACUCGGAUCUAUUCUGUCUCUCCAAGGAUGACUUGUGGCAGACGCUGAACGACUACCCGGAGGCACGUCGUAGUCUGCUGGAGCGGGGUAGACAGAUUCUGCAGAAGGAUGGACUACUGGAUGAGGAGGCGGCGGAGGCGGAGGAAGCGGCGGAUGUCGACGAACAGAUCACACAUCUCGAGACGGAGGUGGAGAAGCUUCAGUCGCGCUUCUCGCGUCUGAUGACCGAGUAUGGCCGGUCGCAGCAGGCGCUCAAACAGCGGCUCACCAGCCUGGAGCUGGCGCUGACGGAGCGCGACUCGGCAGGGUCCGUCCGCGCCAUCGACAACCUGCUGGCGCCGCGUGCGUUCGACUCCCGGCGCACCUCCGUGUCUUCGAUGUGCUCGUGGGGAGCGACACCUGCCGCGCGCAGUCCGGACAUCACGUUGGCAGUCUGUCCGCCAGAUGGCAGUGAGGAGGCGCCUGCGGAGAGUAGCCACCGGCCGCCGUCGCCGUCAGGUAAUGCUGCCGAGAGGAGGCGCCACACCGACUGACGGAAAUGAGUGACAUACGUGAAUGCAACUAAACGGCUUAUGUUUGUGAUCCAUGCGCUGUUCGUAGGAGUUGGUGUAUCGGGUACUGUGCUGACAGUUUUUUCGAAGCUGAGCUGUCAUUCUUUGAGGCAAUUUCCUCAGGAGCCGAUAAAGAUUUAUCGGGUAAAGGGCUUACAUUCAAGCAUGCAACUGCAAUGCCUGGUACUUGCAAUGUUAGUAUAUGUAUUUGCAGUCUUUUACUAUGAUUUGAUGGAUGACGAUUUGUGUCACUCGUAUGAGGCUAAUAUUUGUGUGCAAAUAACAUUUAUCACCUAUCUGCUUGCCAUUGAAACGAUUGAAUGUUAUAACAACCAGAAGUUAACAAGGAGGAAACUACACUAAUUCCAAGAGGAUAUUUUCCAUUACAACCCUUCAGCCCA
This is a messenger RNA of Amphibalanus amphitrite, 2975 nucleotides long. RefSeq names its product cyclic nucleotide-gated cation channel alpha-3-like. Gene Ontology annotation, molecular function: cGMP binding; protein-containing complex binding; intracellularly cAMP-activated cation channel activity. Bases 550 to 2556 code for a protein of 668 amino acids. The record is from RefSeq and is a predicted model, not a curated record. The transcript is spliced from 6 exons. Lineage: Eukaryota; Metazoa; Arthropoda; Thecostraca; Balanomorpha; Balanidae. Gene Ontology annotation, biological process: monoatomic cation transmembrane transport. Gene Ontology annotation, cellular component: plasma membrane; intracellular cyclic nucleotide activated cation channel complex.